Molecule: messenger RNA, 1522 nt
Organism: Brienomyrus brachyistius
Lineage: Eukaryota; Metazoa; Chordata; Actinopteri; Osteoglossiformes; Mormyridae
Product: CD209 antigen-like protein A
Exons: 6
Coding region: 13-1020 (335 amino acids)
Source: RefSeq, a predicted model, not a curated record
AAGUUGUUUCACAUGUGCUUUAAAUGUCGUGUAAACCACUAUGCAGUAGAACAAAUACUGUACAGUUUACAGAGAAUUAGAUCACAACAGAGUACACGGCAGCGGACAGCAGUAGACAUGGAGCUGGUUACUGCACAUAGAAAACACAGUCCAGCAGAGAGGGAUACUGGUGAUCAAUACAGGAGGUUAAAAAUGAAGAUGUCUGAUGAUACUUGCAUCAGUACAAAUGUGGAUGAGAAUAUCUAUGCUAAUAAAAUGGAUGAGGAUGUGUAUGCCAAUGCAGACAUCAUUAAGGCUAAUGAAGCCCCGAAAGGCACCUCCAGUCCCAUGGAACAGACAUCAAGGAGGUCUCAACAUUCAGGAUCUGAGCCUGCAGGGGCACGAUGGUACAGACUGGCCACAGUGUGUCUUGGGAUGCUGUGUUUGCUCCUGCUGUUGAUCAUCACAGUCAUUUCUGUUUACUAUAAAGGAGCUCUUCAUGAGGGGAAGGCCAACAUGUUAAAAGCAGAGAGAGAAGAGACUAAUUACAACACACUGAGGACAGAAAGGGACCAGCUACAGGCCAAUUACAGCACACUGACAAUAAAAUUUUCUCAACUAGAGGAAAAAGUUAGAUAUGCAGAAGAACACAGAUGUCCUGUGGGUUGGAACAGUUUUAGUUUAAAAUGUUAUUACAUCUCUGAUAAAAAGAACAGUUGGGUCGACAGUCAGAAAGACUGUAGAGAGAGAGGAGCAGAUCUGGUGGUCAUAGACAGCAACGAGGAACAGAUUUUCAUCAGUCAAUUCCGGAGAGCCUGGAUUGGUCUCACAGACAGAGAACACGAAGGGAACUGGAAAUGGGUGGAUGGAACACGAAUUACCAUAAGUUACUGGGCACCAGGGGAGCCGAAUGAUUCUGGGAAAGAGGAGGAUUGUGCUGAGGCAUACACAGAACAUGACACAGUGAAGAACUGGAAUGACAAAUCUUGCUCUGUAAAGCUGCACUGGAUCUGUGAAGGGGUAGUGGGGGUAGUUAAUUAAGAUCAACUACAAAGAGAUAUAUAAUUGACUGGGGAUUUUUUUUAAACGUAAUAAUAAAGUUUCCGAAAUUUCCUGUCAUAAUAUGGCUGUUAUGAAUAUGCAGAGACAAUUUUUCUUGAUUUUUUUGGUACAUUUUUGGCUUGUGUAUUAGAAUGUAUUUUCAAGUAGUUACUGAUACAGUGUUAUGCAAAAGUUUGGUGGCAUGGUGGUGAAGUGGUUAGCACUGUUGCCUCACACCUCUGGGACCCAGGUUCGAGUCUCUGCCUGGGUCACAUGUGUGUGGAGUUUGCAUGUUCUCCCCAUGUCGUCGUGGGGUUUCCUCCGGGUACUCCGGGUUUCCCCCCACAGUCCAAAAACAUGCUGAGGCUAAUUGGAGUUGCUAAAUUGCCCGUAGGAGUGCAUGUGUGAGCGACUGGUGUGUGAGUUUGCCCUGCGAUGGGCUGGCCCCCCAUCCUGGGUUGUUCCCUGCCUCGUGCCCAUUGCUUCCAGGAUAGGCUCUGGA